Brassica oleracea var. oleracea is the source of this 681-nucleotide messenger RNA. RefSeq lists its product as uncharacterized. The record is from RefSeq and is a predicted model, not a curated record. NCBI's taxonomy places the organism in Eukaryota, Viridiplantae, Streptophyta, Magnoliopsida, Brassicales, Brassicaceae. The transcript is spliced from 2 exons. The coding region runs from base 1 to 681 and encodes 226 amino acids.
AUGGUGUUACUUCCAAAGGCUAGAAACGACUGGAAGAAUCUUAGAUUCUUGGAUUAUAAGUCGGUGGAUGAGUACAGUUCAGUCUUAUUUAAGACGGUUUCGAUGCUGAGACUUUGUGGUGAAGUAGUAACCGAAGAAGAGUUACUUGAGAAGACUUACUCUACAUUCCAUUCAUCGAAUGUGAUACUGCAACAGCAGGACAUAAUGAAAGGCUUCGCCACAUAUACUGAUCUGAUCUCGUGCCUGCUUCUAGCCGAGGCAAACAAUGAGCUCCUGAUUAAGAACAGUGAAGCUAGACCUGUUGGAACAGCACCAUUACUGGAAACUAAUGAGGUUGAAAAGAAAAAACCCAACGAGUGCAAUUACGUCCAAAACAAUAAGAGAUCACACGGUAAUGGCCGUGGUGGUUACAAGGGGUGUGGCAGUGACAAUUACUCAAACAGCCGAGACAACUACUCGACCGGCCGGAAAGGAAGCCACAAUAACCGUGGUCGUGGGAACCAUUGGGCCAAGAACUGUAGAACCCCUAAGCACUUAUGUGAGCUCUACCAAGAAAGUCUGAAGAACAAUAACCCGGAUGCUCACAUGGUUCACGAUUCCGGAUAUGAGGCCGAUAAUGAUUCCGACAUUGCUAAAGAUGACCAGAUGGACUUUGAGACUUCUGAUUGUCUCAAGGACUAA